This is a messenger RNA of Gongylonema pulchrum, 387 nucleotides long. The record is from the annotation of a GenBank genome assembly. NCBI's taxonomy places the organism in Eukaryota, Metazoa, Nematoda, Chromadorea, Rhabditida, Gongylonematidae.
AUGAUAUUACUAUUCGUGCGCGUUUUAUUUCAGAAAUGGGCAGAUUUUGUUCGUACAGUCGAUCCGGAUCUCUUCACUGGCUAUAAUAUUCAGAAUUUCGAUUUCCCGUAUAUUAUUGAACGCGCCCGAACAUUAAAGGUGGUGCAGCGUGAUUACAAAUUACGAAGUUACACAUUGAAUAGUGUCAGCUAUCACUUUUUAUGCGAGCAAAAAGAGGACGUGGAUUAUUCGAUGAUCGCCGAAUUACAGGUAUUUAUCGUGAAACUGAAGUCUUCAUGUAGUAUUGUCUCAGCGGGCCAAAAAAGAGGAGUAUAUUUUGACACCGACCGCCCGAAAAUUCAGCCUUCCGCUGUAUUCGUGAACGGUCAAAGCCAAAAAAAAAAUUAA